CAAAACCCCACAUGGCCUCUCACACAAUCUUCAGUUCAGAAUCUGAUGAAGACACUUGGGUCAUCCAUAUCAAUGACUUGGUAAGUAAAACCGACCUCAAAAAAUUAAACGAAAUGCCCGUUUGCAUUUACCAAGAUCCAAAAUCUUUGAGUUGUGCCAAACCAGAAGCCUUUACCCCACAAAUUAUAGCCAUUGGUCCUUAUAACCAUUUUCGUCCCGAGUUAUAUCCCAUGGAAAGGUUCAAAAUUCUUUCAGCCAAAAGGGUCUUAGACUACUUCAACAAACAUGACCAUGACCUUAAACGGCUAGUUGAGAAACUCAAGAGUACAGGGCCUUUUAUUCGUGCUUGUUACCACAAAUACUUGGACCUUAAAGAAGAAACCUUGUUAUACACCAUGGCCAUUGACGGUAUGUUCUUACUCGAUUUCUUUCACAACUAUCUCCACGAGAAAGCAGCUGGUCCUUUCUUGAAAGAUAUAGAACAACAAGAAGUUCAGAGAAGUGGUGAGAAGCUAACCAAGGAUGCCAUCAUAAGAGACGUGAUCAUGGUCGAGAACCAAAUUCCAGCCUUCAUAUUGGGGAGAAUCUUGCUGAUUGAAAGCUCCGAAACUGAAGAUUCAGUUAAGCAAUACUUGGGAUCGUUGCUCUUGUCAUUCUGUGAGAAACACUCUCCACUCAAGUUAACUCAAACCCCGACAUGUUCUGAGGCUGUCACCAAGCACUACCAUCUCUUGGAUCUCUUCUACCAUUCAAUUGUCUCUGAGCAUGAAAAGUCAGAAAUACAAACAUUUGAAACAGAAGGUAUGUGUAAGCCCCCUAGUAAUAAUGCCUCUUCCCCUAGUGCUCCUGAAUCAAAUAGAAGCUCAAAUUCUGAAGGCAUAGUCACAUUGUUAAAGAAAGUUAAAGUUCCAUUUAAAGGGAUAACAGAUGCUCUCAAAAAGCUUAAGGACACGAAUAUUCCUCUUUUGGAACCAAUUAAAAAACCCAUAGAUGCAAUACUCCAUUUGUCAAAGUUUGAGUCUUUAUCAUCAGAAAUGUCCAAUUCUGAAACAGAAGCUCCUGUGGUUGUCACCAUUCCUUCUGUUUGUGAGCUUCAUUCUGUUAGGAUCCGUUUUGAACCCUCCAAAGGUGGCAUCAAGGACAUUCAUUUCGAUGAGAGGAAUGGCAUAUUUUACCUCCCUGUGAUCAAAUUGGAUGUGAACUCAGAAGUGAUAAUGAGAAACAUAGUGGCUUAUGAGGCCUUGACUCAACCAGAUUCACUCAUAUUUACAAGGUACACAGAGUUGAUGCGUGCAAUCAUAGACACAGUGGAGGAUGUUAAGCUUCUGAAGAAUGCACAUAUCAUAGAAAAAACUAGCUCUCUCAGUGUGGAAGAAACUACGGAUCUUUUUAAUGGGAUGAGCAAAUCCAUCGGACCUACUAAAACUAAAAAGUUGGAUGAAACCAUUCAGAAAGUUAACAAGUACUUCCAUGAUAAGAGGAAGGCCAAUCUCUAUAGGAUCUUCACCAAUUAUGUGUACUCUUCCUGGAAGCUCUUCACACUUCUUGCCACCUUUGUGCUCUUGGCCAUGACGGCUCUUGAAGCACUUUGCUCGGUUUAUGAUUGUCGUAGUCGUUUCAGACUGAAAUGA
This is a messenger RNA of Gastrolobium bilobum, 1631 nucleotides long. RefSeq names its product putative UPF0481 protein At3g02645. The record is from RefSeq and is a predicted model, not a curated record. Bases 12 to 1631 code for a protein of 539 amino acids. Lineage: Eukaryota; Viridiplantae; Streptophyta; Magnoliopsida; Fabales; Fabaceae. The transcript has a single exon.